Messenger RNA from Chenopodium quinoa (quinoa), 579 nucleotides. RefSeq lists its product as uncharacterized. Lineage: Eukaryota; Viridiplantae; Streptophyta; Magnoliopsida; Caryophyllales; Amaranthaceae. The record is from RefSeq and is a predicted model, not a curated record. The transcript has 2 exons. The coding region runs from base 1 to 579 and encodes 192 amino acids.
AUGAUAACUAAGGGUCGAGAUGCAAAGAAGUAUUGCAUGUUUCACAGGGAUGUCGGUCAUUACACCGAAGAAUGUACUCAGUUGAAGGAAAAUAUAGAAGACCUCAUCAGAAAAGGGCACUUAUCGCAAUACCAAGCAAGGUCAAGCCGGCAGCAAACUUCACAACCCAGGAAAACCGAGUACCGAAAGCAGGGUGACUCGUCCAUGCAGGACGACACUUAUCGGCGUAAUCACGCUGGGGAAUACCGGCAGGGCAGUAACACAUCAGGCCCCAAAAUCACAAUAGAGGUUAUUAUCGGCGGUCCAGUGCAUGGGGCUCAGUCAACGGGCGAAAAAGAGUCUGUCAGAACACAGGCAUACAGUGAAUGCACUAGGGAUAGAGGAGCGACCCAGGCUAGCCUCAAUCCCUUCACCGACAUCAAGCACGUGUUAGUCGAUGGAGGAAGCUCAGCUAACAUUUUGUUCGCAGAGGCAUUUGACGCAAUGAGGAUAGGCCAGAAGUAUUUGACGCUGGUGUCAUAUCCAGCCAUUGGUUUUAAAGGGUCCACAGUCAGACCAGAGGGUAGCAUCGCUUUGUAG